GGCAGGACGCAACUCCGCCCCGCAGCCUGUGCAGGAUUCCUCGUGGCCCUGCAGGGUAGGCAACAUGACACUGGAAGCGAUCCGCUACUCGCCCGGCUCGCUGCAGAUCCUCGACCAGCUGCAGCUGCCAGAGCACUGCCACUAUGAGGCACUGAGCUCCGUGCAGCAGGCUAGUGAAGCCAUCCGCGCCAUGAAGGUGCGCGGAGCCCCGGCCAUCGCGCUGGUCGGCUGCCUCAGCCUGGCCGUGGAGCUGCGGGCCGGCGCCGGCGGUCCCGGACUCGCUGCUCUGGUGGCCUUCGUGCGAGACCAGCUGCGCCUCUUAGUCGCCGCCCGGCCCACCGCUGUCAACAUGGCCCGCGCCGCCCGCGAUCUGGGUCAAGUGGCAGCCCAGGAGGCGGAACGAGAGGGUGCCACUGAAGAGACCGUGCGGGAAAGAGUGAUCCGCUUCGCCGAGGAUAUGUUGGAGAAGGACCUCAAAGACAACCGGAGCAUCGGGGACUUGGGAGCCCGCCAUCUCCUAGAGCAGACCAACCCCAGGGGUGGCAAGGUGACCGUGCUGACCCACUGUAACACGGGUGCUCUGGCCACUGCUGGCUAUGGUACAGCGUUAGGUGUGAUCCGCUCACUGCAUGAGAUGGGCCGAUUGGAGCAUACCUUCUGCACAGAGACCCGGCCCUACAACCAGGGAGCCCGGCUGACGGCCUUCGAGCUGGUGUACGAGCAGAUCCCUGCAACUCUCAUCACUGACAGCAUGGCGGCGGCUGCCAUGGCACACCGGGGUGUGUCAGCCGUGGUGGUGGGAGCUGACCGUGUUGUUGCCAAUGGAGACACAGCCAACAAAAUAGGCACCUAUCAGCUGGCCAUUGUCGCCAAACACCACGGUGUCCCCUUCUAUGUGGCUGCCCCCAGUUCAUCCUGUGACCUCCAUCUGGAGACUGGAAAGGAGAUUGUCAUAGAGGAACGCCCCAGCCAGGAGCUAACUGACCUGAAUGGAGUCAGGAUUGCUGCACAGGGAAUCCGGGUUUGGAAUCCUGCCUUUGAUGUCACCCCCCACGAACUCAUCACAGGUGGCAUCAUCACUGAACUGGGUGUCUUUGCCCCUGAGGAGCUCCGAGGAGCCCUAAGUGCCUCCGUCUUCUCAGAGGGACAGACCCUAGAUAGUCCCUGGGUGUGACUGGCUGGCCCUCCGUGCCCUGCCCUGACUUCCUCUGGUUUUAUAAUAAAGUUCUCAAAUGGCUACCCAAAGUUCAUCUUCACCCACACUCCCUCUUCCAGCUGCAGGAACAGAUAUGGUUUGCCAGGUUCUGCAGAGUUUCAGCAUCCACAGCAAAGCUGCCUAAGGUCGCGUCCCAGGCUCAUCCUUGGAAUGAUCUAUGCAUGGGAUGAAAGACAGAUGUGGCGGUCACACACCUGUAAUCUCAGCACCUGGGAGGCUCAGGCAGGAAGAUUUGGAGUUUAGGCUACCCUGGGCUACAGAUUCAAACAGACAAACAAAAGUAGAGAUAAUCAGGAUGUUCUCUUAGUUACAUUUGAAUUUUUUUGUUGUUGUUGAUUCUAUUUUGUUUUGUUUUGUUUUUUCUAGACAGGAUUUUUCUGUGUCUCCUUGGCUAUCCUGGAACAAUCUGUAGAUCAGGCUGGCUUCAAACUCAGAGAUCCUCCUGCCUCUGUCUCCCAAGUGCUGGGAUUAAAUGCAUGCACCACUACUGGCUAUUUACUUUUAUUUAUGUGUGAGUGUUUUACAUGCAAACCCCUGGUGCUCUCCCAGACCAGAAAAGGGUACCAGAUCUCCUGGAACUGGAAUUACAAGUGGUUGUGAGCUGCCAUAUGGGAGCUGGGACCCAGGAACUAAACCUCUGUGCUAGAACAAGUCCUAUAAAAGAAGACACCAAAGUUCAGUAAUCAAGAUAAAUAUUUGUGUUUUAAGGCAGUCUCUUUGUAGCUCUGGCUGCCCUUGGACUUGCUCUAUGGACCAGGCUACCCUAGAACUCACAAAGAUCCACCUACCUCUGCCUCUUGAGCAAAAGGUCAAAAGUGUGAGCCCCUACAACCUGCUUUGCUUUAUUCUUGAGAGUCUGUGAACCUGGAAUUCAGCUAUCAGGCUAGACUCCAGGGGUCCUCCCGCUUCAGCCAACUUAGCACUGGGAUAGCA
This is a messenger RNA of Mus musculus (house mouse), 2149 nucleotides long. It is a transcript of the gene Mri1, whose product is annotated as methylthioribose-1-phosphate isomerase 1. Gene Ontology annotation, biological process: L-methionine cycle. The coding region runs from base 65 to 1174 and encodes 369 amino acids. Gene Ontology annotation, cellular component: cytoplasm; nucleus; nucleoplasm. The record is from RefSeq and is marked validated. The transcript is spliced from 5 exons. Gene Ontology annotation, molecular function: S-methyl-5-thioribose-1-phosphate isomerase activity; identical protein binding. NCBI's taxonomy places the organism in Eukaryota, Metazoa, Chordata, Mammalia, Rodentia, Muridae.